Messenger RNA from Coregonus clupeaformis (lake whitefish), 3379 nucleotides. Its product is annotated as neuroepithelial cell-transforming gene 1 protein-like. Gene Ontology annotation, molecular function: guanyl-nucleotide exchange factor activity. The record is from RefSeq and is a predicted model, not a curated record. The transcript is spliced from 10 exons. Bases 87 to 1940 code for a protein of 617 amino acids. Gene Ontology annotation, biological process: intracellular signal transduction; positive regulation of Rho protein signal transduction. NCBI's taxonomy places the organism in Eukaryota, Metazoa, Chordata, Actinopteri, Salmoniformes, Salmonidae.
CAAACAUCCGUAUACUGUUAUUCUUUUCCAGAAAUAGUUAGCUAUUAUUCUCACCUUUAACAUUGAUUUCUGGUUCUGCAUUUCAAAUGGAGGAAACCGGUGAAGCACUGGUCCGAAGUUCGAUACCAGAGACGCAGAAUGACAGACCGAAGAGAAAGGCAAACAAGAAGAGGAAGUUCGAUGAUGAUGAGACGUCCCCCGAGAGCAAUAACAAUACCAAUUCAAGGCCUGGACUGAGAAGAGGGAGUUCCUUCACCUUCCUCACCCCUGGACCUCAGUGGGACUUCAGUCUAAAGCGGAGGCGCAGAGAGAAGGAUGUCUCUGAUGCAGUCAGCCUGUGCAGCUUUGACUUGAAGGAACCCAGCAACAAGCGUGUCCGUCCUCUCGGCAGGGUGACCUCGCUGGCUAACCUCAUCUCCCCCGUGAAGAAUGGGGCCGUCUGGCGCUUCGGCCAGACCAUCCAGUCCAUGUCCUUCCGGGGCGAUGGCAAUGGUGGCAAGACGCCGGGCGUGCCCCAGAAGCCAUGCAGCAAGGCGGCGGUGCCCACGCCGCCCAAGAGACGCAACAGCACGCUGUGGUCGGAGACAUUAGACGUCCACCAGAAGGGCACCUUCUCCACCAAGGAGAUCAAGAGACAGGAGGCCAUAUUUGAGUUGACUCGUGGAGAACAGGACCUGAUUGAGGACCUCCAGCUCGCACGCAAGGCGUACCACGACCCCAUGCUGAAGCUGAGUAUCAUGUCGGAGGAGGAGCUGACCCAUAUCUUCGGGGACCUGGAUGCCUACAUCCCCCUCCACGAGGACCUGCUGGCCCAGCUGGCCAGAGCCACCGGCCCUGACGGCACCGUGGGACAGAUAGGACAGAUCGUCGUCAGCUGGUUGCCAGGGCUGAAUGCAUACCGAGAUUACUGCAGUAACCAGGUGGCGGCCAAGGCCCUGUUGGACCAGAAGAAACAGGACCGGAGGGUGCAGGACUUCCUGCAGCGCUGCCUGGAGUCUCCCUUCAGCAGGAAGCUGGACCUGUGGAGCUUCCUGGACAUCCCCCGCUCCCGUCUGUUCAAAUACCCCCUCCUGCUCAGAGAGAUCCUCAAACACACAGCGCCCGAGCACCCCGACACGCCCCGCCUGGAGCAAGCAAUCACCAUCAUCCAGGGUGUGUUGUCUGACAUCAACAUGAAGAAGGGGGAGUCAGAGAGCCAGUACUACAUAGACAAACUGGAGUAUCUGGACGACAGGCAAAGAGACCCGCGCAUCGACCAGUGCAAGAGUCUGUUGUGUCACGGCGAGCUACGCAACAAGAGCGGAACAAAGCUGCACGUGUUCCUGUUCACAGAGCUGUUGGUGAUGACCAGGUCUGUGACGAGGAACGAGCACCACUGUUUCCAGGUGUACCGGCAGCCAAUCCCGGUGCAGGACUUGGUGCUGGAGGACCUACAGGAUGGAGACGUCAAGAUGGGUGGCUCCUUCAGAGGAGCAUUCAGUAACUCAGACAAAGCCAAGAACAUCUUCCGUGUGCGUUUCCAUGACCCGUCUCAGGGCCAGUCCCACACGCUACAAGUCAAUGACGUCUUCCACAAGCAGCAGUGGCUCAACUGCCUGCGCAGCGCCAUCUCCGUCCACCACCCCGCGGACGCCGCUGUCACCACACCCGCCUCCUCCCCGGCAGCCGACGCCCACUCCAAGCGGCGCUCCUCCAAAAUCUCCGCCAUCAUCCACAUGGAGGAGGCCGAUGAGAACUGCCCUCUGAUGCCCGCAGGUCCAACGUCCACCCCCAGUUCGCCAUGCGGGGACGAGACCCCCAGCCCCACCUCAACGUCUCCCUCCUCCCGCUCCUCAUCCUCCUCUUCAUCACCACUAUCCUCCCCGUCGCCCAAACACAAAACCAAAAAGGACAAGCGCUCCCUCUGUGCCUUAGGGAAGAGGAAGGAGACCAUGGUGUAAUUAGAGGAGGGGAGAAAAUGGACUCCGAGCGGACAAUAUGGGCGAGCGGACAAUAUGUUUGUACAUAAGGGGGGCUGGGUGUCCCCCUCCCGUGGGACUUUUAUUUAUGUGUCUGUUUAUUAUUACAACAGUGUUUUGUGUUACUGUCCCCAUUGGCAGCUAUUUACUUUACCCUUCCAUCCCUCCACUGUUUGGUUCUGUCCACAAAGGGGCUAAGUGCAUACCAUUCAGUAUUCUGGAGAGGCCUGCUUGGCUUUCACUAAUUAUAUAAGGGAAGCAUGACAAGAAGCAAACACACUCAUGUGUUGGAGAGAAGUCGUGCAUCUAGUCCUGUUUACUGUUUGAUUUGUAUUAAAACAUUAUUUUAGAAUCAUUUAAAAAAAUUAAACUUUAACUCCUUUUAUUUUAUUUUCUCAAUCUGAAUCUUACUGUAGCUCUAUGUUUUAAAACAGCACUGUUUAUAGCUUUUAGCUGAAGUUAUUUAAAUGUUUUUGGGGAUGUGGAGGUGGAUAGAAGGGAAGAGUUCCCACAAAAGAUGAGAUGCAUACGAAACUGAAAACUAUAAUUGUCUCUGUAAGUCCGAUUCAUAGCUGUAAUGGAGGACAGGUCUUAUUUUUGUACAUUCCUAAUAACAGAUUUUUUAUGAUCCGCCCACCUUUUUGCAUCUACUGCAGUUAAAGGCAUUCAUUUUAAUCAAAUCGCAUUCAAUUGUAUGUAUUUUUUUUAAAUUGAACAAAACACAUUGCUACAGAAUGUAGUAAUGCCAUGUAAUUUGAUGUCAACGCAUAUCAAAUGAGGUAUUUUGUUUUACUACAAUGUAAAAACAAUUUAAACUGAGCCAUGUUGGUUUAAAAAGCUGACUCUUCCAAAUGAAAAUUGAUCACUUUUCAAUGUAGCAAUCUUGCACGGAGCUUUAGUUGUUGACACUACCACUGCCCGGCCACAGUAGUGGCAGCAGCAUAUACAUGCUUAUCUGAUGGGUUGGGAUCUACUGAGGAGAUGAUCUAUAGCUGAAAGAAACCACAAAGAUGGGUUGAAAAAAGCAAGAGUAUGUUAGCAGAAGGCUUGAGAGAUGUGGAAAAAAAUAGGGAAAUGUUGAAUGUGUUGGAACUGAGAAGUUGGGGUUUUUGUUUCAAGGUGUGUCUAGCCACGCAAUGAUAGUUCUGAGUGAGCUGUGAUGUGGUGCCUUGUCAAAAAUGGAGGUUUGAGGCACUGGUCAAAAGCCAGUGAGAGAAAUUUUAAAGAAAGACUAUGUAUGUUGGAGGGAGAAAACAGAUGAAGGUGUUUUGAAAGUGUUGAAGAAGGAAAAUAUGAGUGUAGAUGUUUGACUGUACUGAAAAGUAAAGGGCUAUGUGAUAUGACUGCCAUGGCCUGCAUGUAUGUGGUGUAAAAACAACACAAAAAUCUAUAAUAAAGAUCUGUGUAAGAUUUGCAUCUGA